UCGUGUGUGUGUAUAUAAACGCAUCCCUUUAGCAAGUGAGAGGCCAUAAUUUGACUAAACCGAUCCGACAUGGAGAUGUUUGCAGUUAAGUUAGCAAAUCUCCCAUCUAAAUUCGCCAAAUCUCGAUCCCCUUUCUUCCUCAAUCUCCUCUACUUCUUGUUCUUCUCCUUUGUCGGUUUCUUGGCUCUCAAGAUAUCAAAACCUAGAACCAGUUCCCACCUCCACGACCUGGACAUCUUCUUCACUUCUGUCUCCGCAGUUACUGUCUCGAGCAUGUCCACUUUCAAUAUGGAAGUCUUGUCCAAUACCCAACUCAUCAUCGUCACCCUCCUCAUGUUCCUCGGCGGCGAAGUCUUCACUUCCAUGCUCUCUCUCUACUUCUCUCACUCCGUCAAAAUGUCCCAAAAGAUCGAACGCUUCAUUCGUUCGUUCAGGUUGGAUCAACACGAUCGUAAGAUCGAGUCUUCUGGACCAGUCGUUUUGUACGGAGAUCGUCGGGGAAAUGAUGUUGAAAGUACUGUAGGAGAAGGUGAUGAUGCCGAUGAAUUCAAAGACAGGGCUUCUAGGAGUUUGUACUCUGUCGUUCUUGGCUACCUUCUCGUGGUACACACAAUUGGUUCGAUGUUGCUUCUCGUCUACGUAACCGUUGUCAGAACCUCGAGAGAAGUUCUGAGGUCGAAAGGCAUCUCGCUUUUCACGUUCUCCGUCUUCACGACCGUGUCCACGUUCGCGAACUGCGGCUUCGUGCCCACGAACGAGAACAUGAUCGUGUUCAGGAAGAACUCGGGCCUUCUCUUGCUCAUGAUCCCGCAAGUUCUGAUGGGCAACACUUUGUUCCCUUGUUGCUUGUUCUUGUCCAUCUGGGCACUCUCCAAAUCCACGAACCGACGCGAGUUCGGUUACAUCCUCAAGAACUACAAGAAGAUGGGUUAUUCCCAUUUGCUGUCGUCUCGUCAUUGCCUUCUUCUCGGGGCCACGGCGUUCGUGUUCAUAAUAUUACAGCUUGUUCUGUUCUGCUCCAUGGAGUGGAAGUCUCAGUCUCUAGAGGGUAUGAGUUCGUACGAGAAGUUUGUCGGAUCUUUGUUUGAAGUAGUGAAUUCGAGACACGCAGGCGAAUCCAUCGUGGAUCUCUCCACCAUCUCCCAAGCCAUCCUGGUGGUGUUCAUCAUUAUGAUGUAUCUUCCGCCAUACACUGUGUUUAUGCCUUUGACCGGAGAAGAGGAGGAGAGGGGGGAUGAUGAUAACGGAGAUCAAGUCAAGAAGGGUGGGAAGAAAGAGAGCGUCGUGGAAAGGAUUUUGAUGUCCCAACUCGGCUUUUUGUCAAUAUUCGUAAUUCUCAUUUCCAUAACGGAGAGGCACAUGCUCCGUCGAGACCCACUCAACUUCAACGUCCUCAACAUCAUUCUCGAAGUUAUCAGUGCAUAUGGAAACGUGGGGUUCACGGCGGGUUAUAGCUGCGAACGACGGCUGAACGCAGGCGACGGGCACUGUGAAGAUGCGUGGUACGGUUUCGCCGGGCGGUGGAGUCCCGCCGGAAAAUUCAUACUGAUAAUUGUCAUGUUCUUCGGCAGACUUAAGCAGUUCACUGCUAAUUCCGGCAAAUCCUGGAUACUUUACCCCUCCUCUUCUUGACACAGCAUAUACAUAUAUAUAUAUAUGUAUAUGUAUAUGUCAUGUCUGUAUGUGCAAGUGUUAAGUGUGUUUUGUGUUUGUGUCUCUGGUUGCUUGAUACAUGCAUGUACUUGGCAGUUUAUAUCUUAUAAAUAACUUAAUCCACAUAGUUUUACUU
Messenger RNA from Tarenaya hassleriana, 1789 nucleotides. RefSeq names its product sodium transporter HKT1. Gene Ontology annotation, cellular component: plasma membrane. The record is from RefSeq and is a predicted model, not a curated record. Gene Ontology annotation, molecular function: sodium ion transmembrane transporter activity. NCBI's taxonomy places the organism in Eukaryota, Viridiplantae, Streptophyta, Magnoliopsida, Brassicales, Cleomaceae. Bases 70 to 1632 code for a protein of 520 amino acids. Gene Ontology annotation, biological process: monoatomic cation transport; transmembrane transport. The transcript is spliced from 3 exons.